AUGCGAGCCUUAGGGAAAAUUUGGGAUACUGUACAAAAAGGUGUAAGGUGGUCGGUCGGAGACGGUAAACAAAUAAAAUUCUGGCAGGACCGUUGGUUACACUUUGACGUAACAUUACUUCAAGUUUGCACGGGCGUCGUCCCACAACCCUUCAUAAACUGGACAGUAUCAAAUUAUGGCACCAAUGAUGGACAGUGGCGUUGGAACCUUUUUUCGCAUUUAUUGCCGGCCAACGUACUCCUCCGAAUUGCAGCAGUGCCGCCGCCGGGUGCCUCGAGUGAACCUGACCUGAUGUACUGGGGCUUUUUGGCGAAUGGCCGUUUCACGACAAAAUCAGCUUAUGAUUCCCUUUCCGGUGACGGGACUACGACGGACUCUUGGUUGUGGCGAGUAAUCUGGAAAUGGGUUGGCCCCCAAAGGAUACGACAAUUUAUGUGGCUGGUGGCAAAAAAUUGCUUAAUGACGAAUUCUGAACGAUUCCGUCGACACUUUGUUUCCUCGCCUACAUGUGAGUUGUGUGGUUCCGCCCCAGAAACUUUAUUGCACACCCUACGGGAUUGUCCGAAGGCGACCCAAAUUUGGAGGACCCUCAUCCCAGGUAAUAUGCUCCCAGCUUUUUUCUCUUUGGACUUAGUACAGUGGCUAGGGUAUAACCUUUGUUCGGUUGCUGCAAAUGAAAUGGUGGAAUGGAGUAGCUUUUUUGGGGUCACAAUGUGGAGAAUUUGGAAUGGGUGA
This is a messenger RNA of Striga hermonthica, 735 nucleotides long. The record is from the annotation of a GenBank genome assembly. Lineage: Eukaryota; Viridiplantae; Streptophyta; Magnoliopsida; Lamiales; Orobanchaceae.